Dermacentor andersoni is the source of this 387-nucleotide messenger RNA. The record is from RefSeq and is a predicted model, not a curated record. Lineage: Eukaryota; Metazoa; Arthropoda; Arachnida; Ixodida; Ixodidae.
AUGAAGAGGAAGCAGGCGCUGUCCCGCAAGCACUGGGUUCGACCGGUCUGGGCCAAGCGAGCGGACGAAAGCGAGUUCUUCACAGCGGUGAAGCUCAUGAAGAACGGCGACGACUCGCUGUUCUUCAAGUUCUACAGGAUGUCGCCGGAGACAUUCGACGCGCUCCACGACAUGGUGCGGGACCGGCUGACGAAGGAAUGGGUCUGCCGGGAACCGAUUUCAUCUGGCGAGCGCCUCGCACUGACGCUGCGAUACCUGUCGUCCGGUAUGCUCGUGCGAGAUGCAGCAAUGGCCUUCAGAGUGGGGCUGGAGACUGCACGCAAGGCGAUCCACCUGACGUGCAAUGUGCUAUGGGAGGUGCUGUCCCCUGUGUACAUGAAGUAUUAG